CUCCCACUCCCAUCAUCGAACAUGGCGACUCCACCGGCGAUAAUCGCAACCAUACAGAAGAAAGUGUGGGCGGGCAGUUUACCGCUAGAAAUCCGACUGGCGAGUGCAGACUGCAGAACCUACGACGAAACAGAUCCCUAUCUGGUAUGUUUUGUUUUCCUCAUACCAUCAACGUUGAAUGGAAAACUGAUCAUGCACAAUCAAAAACCGCAUCUCCUGACUGCAUUCACANNGAUAAACCUGCCCCGCCUAUCCUACCUGGCCUCUCUACUUCCCCGUCUACACGCCUUCUUCACUCCUCAUCUCAUCGACCCCUCCAUCCCCUUCCAAAACGCCUGGUUGUCGUUCGAAAACGUGGCGCUAAAGUACCAUUACCCCAUCGGUUUGCUCCAUGACUUGUUUUCUGGCGCUGCACCUUCCAAUCCCGAGGAUGACGGCACUGAAGAACCAGAAUCACUGCCUUGGAGACUGGUUUUACGGUAUUCAGAGUUUCCGGAUGAGCAGUUGAUGGGCUUGGAUGCGGAGGGCAAGGUAUUGAGGGAUUGUUAUGUUAAUGGGGUCAAAGAGGUGAAUGUGAUUCGCAAUGGCAAGGGAAAUGUGUAUAUGGGGUUGAGCAAUGAUGACUCUGAUAUUCUGUGGCAAGCAGUGCAGGAGCAUGACCUUGUCAAAUUCAACACGAUAAACAAUAAACUGCUCAAUCCACCAGGCACACCUUUGCGCAACAUCCCGAUCAAAAUUUACCUCCCUACAACGGCACCGACAUCGAGCUCUGGCGAGGAGACACAAACAGUGCAAGCUAGUAUAAGGACAGUGCAAGGUCUUGUUGCUCUCUCUUCUGCAACGCGUAAGUUUAUUCCUCUCUUCUCCUGCAAAGUCUGUGCUUUCUAUAUGCUGAUUGCGAUGGCAUAA
Aureobasidium uvarum is the source of this 909-nucleotide messenger RNA. The record is from the annotation of a GenBank genome assembly. Lineage: Eukaryota; Fungi; Ascomycota; Dothideomycetes; Dothideales; Saccotheciaceae.